This is a messenger RNA of Pteropus alecto (black flying fox), 1168 nucleotides long. It is a transcript of the gene MAEL, whose product is annotated as maelstrom spermatogenic transposon silencer. Gene Ontology annotation, biological process: spermatogenesis; negative regulation of DNA-templated transcription; regulation of miRNA-mediated gene silencing. NCBI's taxonomy places the organism in Eukaryota, Metazoa, Chordata, Mammalia, Chiroptera, Pteropodidae. Gene Ontology annotation, molecular function: sequence-specific DNA binding. The coding region runs from base 32 to 1168 and encodes 378 amino acids. The record is from RefSeq and is a predicted model, not a curated record. Gene Ontology annotation, cellular component: P granule; nucleus. The transcript has 11 exons.
GAGGGAGGAAGAGAAGGAGAAGUACGCAGACAUGGCUCGAGAGUGGAGGGCCGCCCAAGGGAAGGACGCGGGGCCUUUGGAGAAGCAGAAACCUGUUUCCACCCCACUGAGGAAGCCACACAUGCUGGUACCAAAGCAGAAUGUUUCACCCCCGGAUAUGACAAGCUUGUCUCUGAAAAAUGAUCAAGCUCUCCUUGGAGGCAUUUUUUAUUUUUUGAACAUUUUUAGCCAUGGCGAGCUGCCUCCUCAUUGUGAACAGCGCUUCCUCCCUUGCGAAAUAGGCUGUGUUAAAUAUUCUCUCCAAGAAGGUAUUAUGGCAGAUUUCCACAGUUUUAUAAAUCCUGGUGAAAUUCCACGAGGAUUUCGGUUUCAUUGUCAGGCUGCAAGUGAUUCUAGUCACAAGAUUCCUAUUUCGAACUUUGAAUCUGGAUGUGACCAAGCAACUGUGUUACAAAACCUUUAUAGGUUUAUUCAUCCAAACCCAGGGAACUGGCCACCCAUCUACUGCAAGUCUGACGACAGAGCCAGAGUUAACUGGUGUCUGAAGCACAUGGCAAAGGCGUCGGAAAUCAGGCACGAUCUAGAGCUGCUCACUGUCGAAGACCUUGUUGUGGGAAUCUACCAGCAAAGAUUCCUCAAGGAGCCCUCGAAGACCUGGGUCCGGAGCCUCCUCGACGUGGCCAUGUGGGAUUAUUCUAGCAACACGAGGUGCAAGUGGCAUGAAGAAAACGAUAUUCUCUUCUGCGCUCUGGCCGUUUGCAAGAAGAUCGCGUAUUGCAUCAGUAACUCCCUGGCCACUCACUUUGGAAUCCAGCUCACAGAGGCCCACGUGCCGCUCCAGGACUACGAAGCCAGCAGCAGUGUGACACCCAAGAUGGUCGUGUUGGAUGCCGGGCGUUAUCAGAAGCUAAGGUUUGAAAGCCCAGGAUUCUCUCAUUUCAACUCUUCUAAUCAGGAACAAAGAUCAAACACACCCACUGGCGACUACCCGUCCGGGGUGAAGGGCCCCGGCGCCAGCCGCGGCGUUCGGGGAAGAGGCAUCACUCGGCUGCUGGAGGGCGUCUCCCGUCCGCCCCGCGGGCCCCACGGCUUCUCCGGCUGCGAGGCCGCGCUCCCGCCGUACACGUCGCAAAAAGAUGAGUGCAAAUCUUUCUCUUCCUUAUCGUGA